AUGAAGUGUGGGUUUAAUUGUGACUAUAUUGGUUCUGGACCUAAACUGAUAAAACCUGAUGAUGAGGGAAGACUGAGUUCCUGCACGCCUGCCUGUUUGGAAGGUUCUUGUACAGACUGCACGAAAGAGUAUGAGAAGUUGUCAUCUCUUGGCUCACCUAUUAGGAGCCCCACAUCUAUAGAACUGGACCGGGACAGCAAACCUUUGCAUAAUAAAGAAAACCAGCAUGUGCAAUGAGUCCUUGACAGUCCAGAUGAAACAGAACUGGAGAGUAGUAGAUUUUAUGAAGACAGUGGAUAUGCCUCAUUCUCUCAGCCAAGCAGACUCUUUGAACAAGAUGAGGGGAGCCUCCUGUUGGAGGAGAGUUUUUGUGAGAGUCCACACUCCUGCCUGCCACAGAUACAGAGCCCAGACCAGUAUCCCAGCAAAAGUUUACUGCCAGUUCUUCAUUUUGAGAAAGUUGUUUGUUCAACGUUAAAAAAGACUGCCAAGCGAAAUCCAAAAGUUGAUCGGGAGAUCAUUAAAAAAAUUAUAUCUACUGGAAAUUUUAGACUACAACAUUUAAUUGGCAGAAAAAUGGGCUUGGAGUGUGUAGAUAUUCUCAGUGAACUCUUUCACAGAGGACUCAAACUUCUCCUAGUAGAUAUUUUAUCCCAACUGAGUGAUAUGGACUUAAUCAAUGUGGCUAGAGUGAGUACAACUUGGAAGAAGAUUCUCGAAAAUGAUAAGGAGGCAUUCCAAUUGUAUAAUAAGGCAAUGCAAAGAGUUUCUGAAAAUGUUGCCAAGUUUUCUCCAUAUCCAUUAACCAGAGACCAUGGGUUCUUCAGAACAGCAUUAGCUUCUAUUCAGAAAUCAGCAGCGCAGACUCUUUCCCACAGAGACCCUCAAGCAAAGUUGUCCAAUCGAGGUGAUCAGCAGAGUUCUACUUACAGUCGACACAGUGAAUUCUCUGAGGCUGUAAAGACUUUAAAAAAGAAUGAAAGCCUCAAAGCCUGUGUUCGCUGUAACUCGCCUGCAAAAUAUGAUGACUAUUUACAGCGGGCCACCUGCAAACGAGAAAGCUGUGGGUUCGAUUACUGUACAAGGUGUCUCUGUGAUUACCAUACCACCGGAAACUGUUCCAAUGGCAAGACUUUAAAAGCAGGGUAUAAAAUGGGACCUCUGCCUGGUUCUAAAAUGAGCAAGAAGAAUUUACGAAGAUUGUGA
Molecule: messenger RNA, 1206 nt
Organism: Elephantulus edwardii (Cape elephant shrew)
Lineage: Eukaryota; Metazoa; Chordata; Mammalia; Macroscelidea; Macroscelididae
Gene: FBXO5
Product: F-box protein 5
Exons: 4
Biological process (GO): regulation of mitotic nuclear division; negative regulation of meiotic nuclear division
Cellular component (GO): nucleus
Molecular function (GO): protein binding
Source: RefSeq, a predicted model, not a curated record